Molecule: messenger RNA, 732 nt
Organism: Rotaria sp. Silwood1
Lineage: Eukaryota; Metazoa; Rotifera; Eurotatoria; Philodinida; Philodinidae
Source: the annotation of a GenBank genome assembly
AUGGAUCAACAACAUAACAUUGCUGCUCUAAACGAUAGUGCUGGUGUUUUACCAAUGGAUACUGGUGUAACAUAUAAUGGUAUUCAUGAUGAAAGUGUAACUAAUCCAUCAUCAUCAGGCAAAGCAGGUGCAAAAAAAGGUCGUGGUCGUCCACCAAAAUCCGGAAGUACAAUAAAAGGAAGUAGUGGUUCUGCUACACCAAAACGUGGACGUGGUCGACCACCAAAAGGAGGUGAAACACCUUCAUCAACUAAAAAGGUUACUGCUGCAUUAAAAAACAAAAAAGAAGAAAUUACAGCAACAAAUGUCGAUUUAAAUAAAAAAAAACGUGGUAGACCGUCGAAGAGUAGUGCAUCACAUGAACAAAUCAAUGGCAUAAGCAAACCACAAGUUCAAGUAACUCCAGUUUCAUAUCAACAAGAAAAACAAGUUGUUACUGAUGAACCAAUGAAGAGAAAACGUGGACGACCAUCAGGAUCAUCACCAAAAAAAACUGUUGUAGCUGUCGUAGCAACACCAUCAAAAGAAGCAUCACCAGCAAGAAAACGUGGUCGUCCAUCAGGAUCUGGUAGUAGUAAAAAAUCAUCAUCAAAACCUAAGGCAUUAGCCGGUACUGAUGGUUCAACUAGAAAACGAGGUCGACCAAAAAAAUCAACCGCAACACCAUCAAUAACCGGAUCUGUCGCAUCAGUUAAUGAAACAGCUACGCCUACACCAAAUAAUGUUCAAUAA